This is a messenger RNA of Dermacentor silvarum, 3009 nucleotides long. Its product is annotated as mitochondrial uncoupling protein 2. The transcript has 7 exons. Gene Ontology annotation, biological process: mitochondrial transmembrane transport; mitochondrial transport; adaptive thermogenesis. Lineage: Eukaryota; Metazoa; Arthropoda; Arachnida; Ixodida; Ixodidae. The coding region runs from base 603 to 1625 and encodes 340 amino acids. The record is from RefSeq and is a predicted model, not a curated record. Gene Ontology annotation, cellular component: mitochondrial membrane. Gene Ontology annotation, molecular function: oxidative phosphorylation uncoupler activity.
GCAGACGACACCGCCCCGCAGAGGCGCGCAAAAUCUACGUGCUCUCCCUGACGCGUAGAUACGCUGGGCUGUUGCGUAUCUACUCCGUCGCCUUCGACACCUGGUACUACAUCAAGAUAGAGUGCAUGUGACGACUGACCGAUAACGACUGGCCGCAAAGAAGAACACCUUGGGCUCAGUCAAGGCAGCUUAGUUUUCGCCAGUACGUCUUCGGCGUCCGCUCAACCAAUUUUCGACUUCAGCAGGUUUCGAAGCCACCAAAGCCCAGACUCGAAAUUCCAGCUGGUCCUCGCGCUGUGCCGGCUGGCAUUUCGAGCACGGAAAGACUCCCAGCGGCUCCGCACUUUCGUCAGCUCGAGUAUUAUGGUAGAGAGGUUCCCCGUGUCGGAAGAAAGCAUCUUUCGAACCGACCCGAGGCCCGUGCGGACGGCGGCCUGGCAGGAGUCCCUGGCUGUCUCCAUACCAUUGCCCCUGCCUUCUUACCGCAAAAAUUCCUAACAAACGUCUUCCCCGGCGGGCAUUAGUGACAGCCCCUGUGAACUUCGCUGCAUUCCGUCAGCUCUUCUUCCGGUCGACCAGAAGAAGUUCGCGCCUUUGCCGCCAUGAACGCAAAUAGCCAACAGCUACAGCUUGGCUUGGCCGCCAAGCUGACUUGUGCUGGUUCGGCUGCCUGCAUAGCAGACGCCAUUACUUUCCCCCUAGAUGUGGCCAAGGUGCGGUUGCAGAUCCAGGGCGAGGGCACGACUGGCGGAAGUCGGUCGAGCCUCAAGUACCGUGGCGUGCUGGGCACCGUGUUGACCAUCGCGCGCCAGGAAGGACCCACCCGGCUGUAUGGAGGUCUCGGCCCUGGACUACAGAGGCAGUUCUGCUUCGCCACCGUGCGCAUCGGAUUCUACGACACCGUCAAGGAAUCGUACAGCAUGGCCAUCCUUGGUCACAACAAGGGCGGCAACUCUGCGUCCGUGUUGGGCGUCCGCAUCUUGGCCGCCGUCACCACGGGCGCGCUGGCCGUGGGGAUGGCGCAGCCCACCGACGUCGUCAAGGUGCGCAUGCAGGCGCAGUCCGGCACGGCGCCCCGCCGGUACCGCAACUCCUUCCAGGCGUACCGCACCAUCGGCCGAGAAGAGGGCAUGCGAGGACUCUACAAGGGCAUGCUUCCCAACAUCGCGCGCAACAGCAUCGUCAACGCGGCCGAGCUGGUUUGCUACGACAGCGUCAAGGAGGCCAUCCUGUCCCGGGGCCUGCUGGGGGACAACAUUUCGUGUCACUUUGUGGCCGCCUUCGGAGCGGGCUUCUGUGCUACCGUGGUGGCCUCGCCCGUGGACGUGGUCAAGACGCGAUACAUGAACGCCGGCGCGGGACUCUACUCGGGCGCCAUCGAGUGCGCCGUGCGCAUGUUCCACGAGGGUGGACUCUUUGCCUUCUACAAAGGGUUCAUGCCCUCGUUCGUCCGGCUAGGUUCCUGGAACAUCUGCAUGUUCAUCACGUACGAGCAGCUGAAGCGACUGUUCCACCACUUGAACAGCGGUGACGGCUCGUCCAACUGCGUGAUCGUGGGCCAGGACAAGAUACAUCUCUCUCGCUAUUCGGUGCUGGCCGAGCCCAGCGCCGCCAUCAUCCUUUAACCCUGUACAUAUGACAUAUACCUUCCCCACCUCACUCGUCAAGCAACUAGGCGAGAUAGACCGGAGUGCGCACUAUAGGCUGCCAUGCGGGCACAAUUAAGGUCGCCGCAGUGGCGGGUUUUAGUGAACAUUCGAUAGACGACGGCAAUUUCGAACCAAAAUUAUAAGUACAUACGAAAAUAACGGAACUGUACUUCAAAAACUAAACAGGCAUUUUUUAUAUCCUCAGAGUAAAAAAAAAACCGAGCAGGUCUACACACCCUAAAAGAAAGUCCCUCCUGACAACCCUACUGUGCUAUAAAUUAUUAGGAGCUAAAAAAACGCUUACUCUGACCUCACGGCGCACCAUAAUUAGUAGUAGGGCCUAGUCCGAUUCGCGGAGAUUACGAAUGGUUCGUACUGGUCAGUAUCAAGUCUUUAGGUGAUUCUAGCCCUCGGCAGCGAAAAAAAAAAGCUAUAGAACAGCAUUUCAACUGGCUUCACUCUUGUGGAAAGGUGUUCACGCUUUCUUUUUAACAAUUUACGAUAAGAUGUGCCUAUUCGAAUGUUGGCAGACGAACGUGAAGCUUUACAUUUUCACGUGAAACUUUGUCGACGAGGCCAGAAUGCUCAAGAAGGAAAAGAGAGACAUACUUUAUUAUUGAAAGGCAAACUGGUCUGCCAAGCUGCUCUUAAAAAAAAUUCACAUACUCUAUAGAAAGUCUGUAGACGGCUUUCCAGAAAAUCUAUAGAUUGUCUGUAGGCAGCCUGGGAACUUGUAGCAUUACACUUUAUUUUCCGACUUGUAUAGGCUACCUGCAAGUUCCCCACUAGCAAGACUGUGGACUCAAUAGAUAAAAAAAAGACUUGGUAACAAUUGAUGUAUACAAAGUGUCUGUAUUACCUAUACAGCUGAAAGUAAUCUAAAAUACCACAAAGCGGCAUACAAGUAGCCUAUAGACAACCCGCAUACUGCCUAGGUUGGUUUUUAUAGGGGGAGCGUGCGCUGGAUAUAAAUACCCUGCACAGGGGAACGAAUCGGGGAGGACAGAGAAGAAAGCUGACAAAUGAUUUUGAUGAUGAGGGAAGAAAGUUUCCGUAUAUAAAUAAACACGUAGGAGCGUGGCUUUCUCAAACCCGGGGCUCUAGUCCUGUGCCGUGCAAAUAGUGGAGAACAGUUACCGCAGCCGUUCUCGCUGCCGUGAUGUCACGCCAUGAUCCCAAAAUAACAGCUUCGAAUAAUGUUUUCCUGCCGAUGCGUGCUAGGCAAGAGGUCAGCGUCUGCCUCUCGCGUGCGAUGAGCAUGCGAUAGCAUUGCCGAAUUGCAUUCGCUUUCCGUAUACCAUUGCUUGUCGACUGUUACGCAACCUUACCACUUUGUUUGGAAAUCGACGGUAAAUAUAUG